AUGCUCGAGGCGAGAACGAUUUCAGACUCCAGCGGUGAUGGCGAGGCGGCCGGAGAGGAAUUGCAGGCAGCAGGCAGGCAGGAGGAGGCUCGUUCUCCUCAGGAGCAGACGAAUCCGUCCCAAGCCAGUCCCUCCAGUCCCUCUCGUUCACCUGCUCAGCAACAGCAGCAGCAACAGCCAGGUUCCACGUCAGCAGCAGCGGCAACAAGCUCAGAAGAUCCUCCUGCGGCGCAACCCCGACCUGCAGGUGCCUCAGCGUCCGAACCAGCAAUAGGCUCGGCGACGGGCGACUCUGCAGGUGGUUCGGCAUCCAAGCCUCGGGUGGCGAAGAAGCCACACCACCGGAAUGUGAUAGACCAGAAGCUGCAGCAAGAGAUAGUCGCUCUGAAGCAGGCUCACCCCGUGCUCACCAGCGCGCAUAUCGCGCGCGCGGUUUCGAAGCUGUACGGAGUGCCAGUGAAAGAAUCGCAGGUGGAGAUGAUUAUAUUGCGGUCCACUGUAGACCGGUCAGUUCAGAGCGACUGGACCAGGUGGCGGCGUACGCGUUAUAAGAACCCGCCGCUGGAGGAGACGCUGGUGCAGUGGGUGCGCGAGAGGAAGCGUGAGCAGGAACGCGACCCGAUGAGAAUAAUUAAAGGGGUUAAGAAGCAGCUUUCGGUCAGGGAUAUGCGGGAUUAUGCGAUGACAUUAGGACCGUCGUUUGGUGUGCCUGACGUCUUUAAGUACAGCAAUGAUUGGAUUCAGAAGGUUCUGGAAGAGAACGGGUUGAAUAAGAAAGGCGAGGAGAUUAGUAGGCCGGGAGGUGAAGGUUUGGGGAAUGAUGGUGGGAGCAGCGGAGCAGGUUUGGGGGAAGGUAGUGCUGAUGGGUUGGACCGAGGCGGGAGCCCAGGUUCGGAGAAGCCAGGCUCGGAGAAGCCCAAGCCGAAGCGUCCUUUGGUUCGGAACGAGAUCCCGUUUGAGCUCCAGCUUCGGUACGAGAUUGCUGUGGUUAAGCACGCUCGGCCGCACUUAGAGAAUAAAGUGAUUGCUGCUGCCAUCAGGGCUAAGUACGGGGUCGAAAUGACCCCGAGGGCGAUAAGGAAGAUUGCGGAGGAGAGCGAUAAGUGGUUUAGGUUGGCUGCAGGAGUGGUCUCAGAUCCUGACCAGUCCCGAAUGGAGGAAGCUUUAGCGGAGUGGGUGAUUAAAGAGGAGGAGACGGAGAAGAGGGAGGUGACUAUAGAGGAGAUUAUAGCAAAGGCGAAGGAGAUUGGGCCGGGGUAUAAGGGCGAGGGGCAGGAGGAGGAAGGGGAGGAGGAGGGGGAGGAGGAGGACGAGGAGGAGGAGGAGGUGGAGGAAGGGGGGGAGAAGGAGGAGGCCAGACAGAGAGUGAUAUAUGGAAAUGGUGGGGGGGGAGGAGACGAAGGGGGUGCUGAGGGGAAGAAGGGGGAAGAUGGGGGAAUAGAGAGGGGUACGGUGGAGGGAGGUGAGGAGAGAGCAGGAGAAGAGGGGCCAGAGGUUGUGAGGCAAGCUUCUGAUUUAGCUGCUACUGGCGCCGAUGGUUCUGUUGCUGCUGCUGCUGAUGGUAUUGCUGCUGCCGAUGGCGGUGCUGCUGCUGUUGCUACUGCUGCUGCUGCUGAUGGUGGUGAUGGUGGUGUUGAUGGUGGUGCUACUGCUGCUGCUGCUGCUGCUGCUGCUGCUGCUGCUGCUGCUGCUGCUGCUGCUGCUGCUGCUGCUGCUGCUGCUGCUGCUGCUGCUGCUGGUGACGGCAGUCCUAGUGAUGCUGCAGCUGCAGAAGGAAUGAAAAAGAGAGGAACCAAGAGGGUUAGGUGGGAGGACGAGCAGCAGGAGGGGCGAGACGACGAGAGGGGAACGGGGGAGAAGGAGGCGGGAGGAAGGGAUGGAAGUCGGGAGGGUGGUCGUGAGGGUUCUGCGGCGGUUGGAGACGGGGAUGGGGAUGCGGAUGGUGAUAGUGGUGGUGAUGGCGGUGGUACUAGUGAUGGGGAUGGUGAUGGUGGUGCAGGUGAUAGUGGUGAUGGUGGUGGUGCUGCUGCUGGUGCUGGUGGCGAUGAUGGGCAUGGUGGUGGUGAGGGUAGUGGUGCGGAGAAACUAAGGCAUGCAGCACACAGUGCGCCACAGAGUGCGGCCACAGAAUCUGUUGCUGUCAUGACCCUCACAGCGGAGGGGGAAGCACUGGAUGAGGAUAGCAGUGAAGGAGAAGAAGCAGAAGGAGAAGCAGAAGGAGGCGCAGUGGAGCUUGAUGCAGCCGAGAAGGGAGGCUGCUCUGAUGAUGCAGCCCCCAGGGGACCCGCUGGUGUCUCUUCCCCUGUGCCCAUCGUUCUCGCCCUUGCCGCUUCCAACCAUCCCGAUGCCCCUGCCGUGCCCCACACCACGACCCUUGCAGCGUCAUCCCAAGCCGCCCCAGCUUCCCACACCACAGACCUUCUCAACGCAUCCCAAGCUGCUCCGGCUUCCCAGGCUGCGAAACCCCGCAAUUCCUCCCAAGUCGCCCUGGCUUCCGGAACCACAGAAAAGGCAUCAAAUUCCGAUGCUUCUUCUGGAAAAGCUGCCUCCGAUCCGAAGCGCUGCACGGUUAGGGAGUUGACGGUGGGUCAGAAACGAGCAUUCUGCCUCGUGCGCCACGCCCUGCCGAACCUGCACCAAGCCUCCAUUCACGAGCUCGCCAAGGCUGCGCUGCCGGCUUGGAGAGCGCGCGUGUCGUUUGAUACUGUGAGGUACGUGGUGAGGGAUAGCUGGUGGUGGCUGAAGAUUCCUCGGGGGAAGGAGGAGGAGAUGAAGAAUAAACCAAGGAAAAAGAGGAGGAGUAGGAAAGAGAAGGGCAUAGGGCGGUGUGCAAAGCUGGAGGAGGCGCUAUGGAAGUGGAUAGAGGGGAUAGGAGCAGCGGAGUUGGUGAGGAAAGGGAGGGUGAGGAAUGGGAUGUUGGUGAUGAAAGAGGGGGAGCUGGGUAGAGGUGGGAAAAAGGUCGGCGGGAAGGGCGGAGAGGGGAGAAGGAGGCGGCAUUGCUCGUCUGCUCUUGAGAUCUCUCAAAACCCUCAAUUGUCCGCUCCUGUUUUUCUGACACUGGAGAUGAUAAUUGGAAUGGCGAAGGAGCUAGGACCGACUCUGGACGCUCCUCCUGGAUUUAAUUACUCGGAGUCCUGGGAUCCGCACCGGUAUGCGCUGGACAAGUGGGCGGAUGAUCCUGACCUCUCCAGCCUCAUGCGGUGUGUGCUCGGGCCAAACUGGCUGAAACAGUGCACCCGAAGAGGCGGCAUUGCGUAUGAGAAUGACGGCAGCUUGAUUGCUGAUGCUGCUGUUGCCGACUGCCGUCCUCCCCGCCGUCGUCGUGCGGUUGCUACUGGUGCUGCUGCUGCUGCUGCUGGUGGGGGGAUCAGCAGUUCUCCCGCCGGUCCGGCCGUUUUCAACCGCACUGCACCUCAUGGGGAUUCAUGGGCAGGCGGCCUCACUGUGCCCCGUGCAGCGUAUCUGGACAACUACCUGGACAGACCCACAGGAACAACCUCUCUCGCUGCUGCUGCUGUCGCUGCUGGUGCUCGAGUCACAAGAAGCCAGGCUUUUGCAAAAACAGGAGGAGGAGGAGGAGGAAGAGGAGCGGGCGUAGCAGGCGCAGCAGGUGUCAAACGCACAGUAGGCAAAGCAGGUGUGACUGGCACAGCAGGGGGCACAGCCGGGGGCACAGCAGGGGGCACAGCAGGGGGCACAGCAGGCGGCACAGCAGGGGGCUGGGACACAGCAGGAUCGCCACUCAAUUUCCAGCAGCUCAACUUGCCCCACCCACACCACUUGCGUGUAACCCCACAGCACACCGGCCAUUCGCCCCACUCCCACACGUAUGGCUUCGCUUCUCAAACACAACCUGCUGCUGCUGCUGCUGCACCUGGUGUUGGGCCGGCUGCAGGAGGGGCGGCUGCAGCUGCAGCACUGCUCGCAGCAGCACUGGGCGCUGGUGGUGCUGAUGGUGGUGGUAUAGCCGGUGCUCUGGGUGGUGGUUUUGGUGGUGCGGGUGGUUUUGGUGGGUUUGGUAACGCUGCUGGUGGUGCUGGUGUAAGCGGUGGUGGUUUGGGCAGUGCAGGCAGUCUGGGGGCCCUGGUGAGCGCGAUUGCAGGUCAAGGCUCAGGAGCUGGAAACCAGCAGAUGCUGCUGCUGCUGACUCUCUUGGCCGCACAGGCAGCAGGAGGAGGUGCCGGAGGGGGCGUGGGAGGGGGUGUGGAAGUGGAUGUGGGAGGGGGUGUGGGAGGGAGUGUGGGUUUAGGUUUUGGAGGAGCAGGAGGGGUAGGAGCAGGAGCAGGAGCAGGAGGGGGGGAAAGGCACAGGGGAAAGGGAGAGAAGUAUGGGUCGGAGGCAGGCGGGUGGCGUGCGUCGUUUGAGAGUGCUUGGCAUGUGCUGGUUGGUGCGGGAUCAGGCGGUGAGAGUGGGGACGGAGACGGGAAGAGGAGGGAUGAAGGACGGAGUGUGAGGGAGGCGGGCGGCAGAAAGCGGGCGGCAGAAGUGAUUGAGCUUACAGAUGAUGACAAAGAGGAGGCGAACGGGUCUGAUGAUGAUGUGGUGGAGAACGGUGCGGGUGGUAGUGGUAUGGGUAGUCAGAGUGUAGCUGGUCAUGCGAAUGCGGCUGGUAAUCGGGCUGCUGGUGCUGCUAAUUGGGAUCGGUUAGUGCAGCAAGUGCAGCAGCAGGGGCAGUGGCAGCAGCAGCAGCAGCAGCAGCAGCAGCAGCAGCAGCAGGAACAGCAGAAGCAACGAAAGCAGAAGCAGAAGCAACAGCAGAAGCAACAACAGCAGCAGCAGCAGCAGCAGCAGCAGCAGCAGCAGCAGACAGGUGAGGCACCUGCUACAGAUGCUUCUCCUAAAUCGCAUGAGGCUGAAGCCACAGCAGCCCCAGCCACAUCUCCAGCAGGCACAGAUUCGCCAGAGGCUGAAACCACAGCAGCUACAGCCGCACCUCCUGAUUCACCAGAGGCUGGGACCAAAGCAGCUACAGCCGCACCACCUGAUUCACCAGAGGCUGAGAUCACAGGUGCCUCAGUAGCGUCUGUAGCAGCUACAGCCGCACCACCUGAUUCACCAGAGGCUGAGAUCACAGGUGCCUCAGUAGCGUCUGUAGCAGCUACAGCCGCACCACCUGAUUCACCAGAGGCUGGGAUCACAGGUGUUGAAAUCGAUGUAGUGGACGCCAGCAUUGGCAAGCUCCUCAAAGGAAAGGAUUCUGACACACCUGUAGCUGCUACAGCUUGUGAAAAUGUGGAUGCGACAACCGAGGCUAAUGCUGUAGCUGCUACAGCCAAUGAGGGUAUGGCUGUAGCUGCUACAUCUGGUGAGGAUACACAAGAAAAGAUGGAACAACAGAAGCCUAGAGCAACAGUCACGGAUGAUAUGGAAGUGGAUGGAGGUGCGGCUAUAGGCCAUAAGUCAGGGGAUCUCACAGUAGCUACAGCUGGUGAGACGGGAUGGCACAGCAGCACCUACAACCAACAAGGCUGA
Molecule: messenger RNA, 5472 nt
Organism: Closterium sp. Naga37s-1
Lineage: Eukaryota; Viridiplantae; Streptophyta; Zygnematophyceae; Desmidiales; Closteriaceae
Source: the annotation of a GenBank genome assembly